AUGCAGCGCCGUCGAGAAAAUUUCGCGUCCCCUCUCAAACGUUCCACUACAACCCCGGACCUUCGAACAAGGUCGGGACAGCUCUUAGAUGACGGUCUCGAGGACGACGAUGAAGAUGAGGAUGAGGAAACGCUGAAAUUGAAGUUAGCAGCUAUCGAGGCGCGACUGAAGCUGAAGCAACUGCAGAAAAAUCGUGGGAAGCCAGGCACGCCGGGACCGGACGCGCACGACAGAGACGAUAUACUGUCCAGACCAGGAUCGGCGGUGAGCGCCUCGUCACGGGCUCAGGACAAUUUCUCAAGGAUGAAGAGCGCCAGAGAAGUGUCGAGCAGAUUCGAGCCCAAUGAUGUGCAGGUCCCAUUGUCGCCGACACGGCGUCCGGCAGCCGCAGCUCCGCCCGCCUCCCCGCGAAGGUAUAUACUCGGUAUCGACAAGGGCCUCAAAGGCAGUGAUGUUUCUCUAAAGCGACCUCCAAGCUCCAGGUCUACCGGCCGACCGACAAGCGGAGGUGGUCUUCGAGACGGCAUGGCGUUGCAUUCCCACAAUGCCCUAACGCAGGCUUUAGCAGGGGAGCCAGGAAACCGCCCCAAGAGCUUCAGUGAGCGAAUGGCCGAGAGCAGAUCUGCCGACAAAGUCCGAAGGGAACGGGCAGAGAGGCUGCAAGUCAACAGGAGCUCAGCAUUCCAAUUCGACAAGGCAGAGGUGGACGCAUUCAAGGCGGCAGCCGAGGCAAGGAAGGGGUCUCCUACACGGUCACCGACCAGAAAUCGACAGACUGAAAGCUUCAGCCGAGAUGACAUUCUACGGUCAUGCAAUAAUCUCAAGCCUGCAGGCCUGAAAAGAAGCCAGACUCUUCCCAGUGUACGAAGGAACCUUGAUCAGGAUGAGCCCGGAUCAUAUCUCCAUAGACGAAACCAAAAGUCUGAAUCGGAAGCACAGACCGCUUCAUCUACCAGCUUUGAACAUACCGGCUCUGACGACACUCGCGAAGGGAGUGCACCAGACAAGACUCCUGACUCUUCGAAAUUCGAACCCUUUUCUUCCCUUCAUCUUUCUAACCGUAUCCUACCGCACUCCUUUCUAACCCGCACUCUUGCUGACAAGAAGGUUCUCCGCAUUCCCGAUCUUUUGAGGACCGUGAAGGGGCCCGCCUUCGAGCUACCUGAAACUAUCAACGGCGACUACGUGGUCUUUGGGAUAGUAGCCUCGAAGUCCGAGCCCAGAGAGAUCAAAGACUCGAAAAAGGUGUCUGCAAAAGAAGCCGAUCCCUUUGAUGAAGGACUCAACAACACCAGCAGAUACAUGUGCAUCCAGCUCACGGACCUGAAAUGGACCAUUGAUCUUUUCCUUUUCGACACCGCUUUCCCGCGGUACUACAGGCUAUCCGAGGGCAUUCUCAUCGCCAUCCUGAACCCGACGAUUUUGCCCCCGCCGAAGCACAAGCUCGACACCAACAAGUUCAGUCUCGCCAUUUCGUCGUCCGACGACAAGGUCCUGGAGAUAGGCUAUGCGCAAGACAUCGGCUUCUGCAAGGCCGUCAGGAAAGACGGCAAGACAUGCCAAGCGUGGGUUGACGCCCGCAAGACGGAGUUCUGUGAUUUCCACAUCGACAUCCAAGUUCGCCGCACCCAGUCCCAAAGAAUGGGAGUCAACAAUGGGACAGGCAUGUUCGGUCCGGGUGGGCGCUCUGGGCCACGCACUGGCUUUUUCGGCAAUGGCAAAGCGAAGGGCGAAGGGCCCCGAAAGGGACUGAAACCCAACGGAGCACAAUACGAUUUCCAGUCCCAGUCUCUAUACUACGUUGCGCCGGCCCCCAAGUCCCGAGCCGGCAACGGCGGCUCCUCCUUCGUCAUGCCAGGCGGCCAGUCUGCCGCUCGACUCAUCGACGCCGACGACGAAGACCCAUUCAUCGCCGCAGGCCGGAUGGGCCGCGGAAUGGAAAACAAAGAAGAACGAUUCCGCCGCCGGCUGGUCGAACAGCAGCGGGAGCGCGAUAUCGCCCAGAAGCUCACCUCGCGGGGAAUCGGGAUGGGCGCUGAAUAUCUUCGGGCUCGAAAUCCCGAGAACGUCUCGUCGGAGAAUAUCACACCGGCAAAGACAACCCCUAACCCGGAGACCCCUUCGAGCCACUCAGGCCUGCUCGGCUUCAGGAAAGCAAACACGGUGAAACUGGGCCCGUUGAAGCGCGCUCAUGACGGUUCACACGGCAACAGCGUGAAAAAGACCCGGUUCAUCACCGCCAAGGGCAUCAAGGAAGCCGGAAGAGAUAGCCUGGGGAUGUCCACAGGCUUCGAUGAUGACGAUGACGACGAGCUGGAUAUCAUAUAA
Molecule: messenger RNA, 2328 nt
Organism: Aspergillus nomiae NRRL 13137
Lineage: Eukaryota; Fungi; Ascomycota; Eurotiomycetes; Eurotiales; Aspergillaceae
Product: Mcm10/DnaG-type zinc finger protein
Exons: 1
Coding region: 1-2328 (775 amino acids)
Biological process (GO): DNA replication initiation; DNA replication
Cellular component (GO): nucleus; replication fork protection complex
Molecular function (GO): single-stranded DNA binding; DNA replication origin binding
Source: RefSeq, a predicted model, not a curated record